Molecule: messenger RNA, 2937 nt
Organism: Aspergillus wentii DTO 134E9
Lineage: Eukaryota; Fungi; Ascomycota; Eurotiomycetes; Eurotiales; Aspergillaceae
Exons: 2
Coding region: 1-2472 (823 amino acids)
Source: RefSeq, a predicted model, not a curated record
AUGCUCUACACGGCACCGAUGAUCGUAACAGAUAUGACUGUCGAUGCAAUCCUCGUCACGGCGACAGCCAGCUCUGCACUUCUUUCUGAUGCAGAUAUGGCCCGAGCCCGGCUUGCAGUCGGCGUCUUUGGAGCACUUUUUUUUUCGAGCAAUGUCGGUGUUGUCAUCACCGUCGUCGUUGUUAUUGUUGUUGUUGUCAUCGCGGAGAAGGAUGAGGGCUUUGCUUUCUUCUGGAAUGAAGGCUGCUCUGGAUGCUAUGAGGACAGCGAGUCCUAUGGCGAUGAUGUUUUGGAAACGAGUCAUCUUGAUAGCGGUGAUUUGUCUGGCCUUCUUGAUCUUGUGCGCCCUGAGAUAAAAUACCUUCAAGGCCGCCAACUCUCUCGAAAAGACCUCGACGAAAUCAGACUUCAACAAGAUAAUGAUGACCCGUGGUUAGAUCCUAUGGGGUACAUGGACUAUGUGACUGAUAUUCGAGACGAGAACUUUCUAAGAAUUUAUAUCGGCCAAUGUGAAAACGCUCAUAGACGGAUAAUUUACCAACAUGCUCAAUCCAUAAUGCAGGGUUCAUAUGAAUCUCUGCAUUAUUAUAUACUGUGGCUAGGAAACGGGAGUCGAACAGCAAAUUUUAUCCGGCUAUGGUCGUUCCCAGAGGACGAGGAAAAGGACAAUGACUGGUACCGGAUAAGAUGCAAUAUUCUUGAAGCUCUCUUUUGCAGGUUCUUUUCUACCCAUCAUGGCAUGUUAGAGCCUCCGGAAAUUGCAAACAACAAAGCACUAGGUGGAUUUGGGCUUAAUGUCAUGUCUCCAUUACUUCAAAGUGUGACGCUCACAGCAUCCUUGAGAGUGCAGGCUGCUAUAGGUCCAAGCAAAUCCCCAGAUGUGCAGAUUCGACACUGGGCAACUUUCCAUCCAGGACAGAAGCUUAAGAUACACAAAGCCGAACGACCUUUGUUCUCCAAUGACUUCAAUUCGGCUUUAAAGACCGCACUGGGGAAUGAAAAGGAGUUCUGGCUUGUCAAAAACGCUCUGUCCAUGAACAUGAAGGAUAAACAGACAGGAACCAUUACAUCAACACCAUUUUUCGGUACACUAUCUGCAGAAAUAGGGUUUAUUCUGGACUUUGUCGCUGUGUCUCCUGCCAAUGAUUUGCCACUGAGUCUGGGUAGCACAGAGGCGCCAGAAAAUCUUGACUCGAAAGUUCAGCUGCCAUGGUCCCUUCAAGGAUGCCUGUUUAACGAGACCAAUGUCCUUGUUUGGACCUCGAACUUCCGGGAGUUUCUGCCUCUUUCCGCAAGAGACUUUUCCAAAAAUAGUUCGAGCUUUUGUGAUGAGUCCCUUAUUCUGAAUUCCCAUCGAACUUUGAUUGAAACAAGUCAUCUGAAAAUCAUCCUGGUAUGCGGCCCACGAGCCGAAAAAAUGAUUCAAGCCGUACAAAAAGGCGCCUGCAGAUUCUCCCUAGAGCUUCGUGGGUUUAAAUAUUCCAUGUAUAUCUCUAGUGGUCUUGGAGCUAUUCCGAAACGACUGUUCAUUCGUUGCCCAGAGCUCCCCUCCCAAGUUUGGUCCACGAGCUCAGCUCAUACUGCAAAAUUAAGUGAGGUAAUCAGAUUUGCCACCUCGGUUAUAAGUAUUACGGGGAUCAGACCCUAUUUUAUUGAGUCAAGUAGUGUUGUUGGUACUAUUCUUGGCCAGGCUAGAAGGGAAAGAUUAGGAAACCCUAUGAUGACGGUAGGAACACUUGACGAAAGCAUUAAACUUUGGCUAUUCCGCAAAGGAAUCAGAGAUGAAAGUGACCUUCGUCAUAUUGAAGAGCUUGCUGAAUCUCUCACCGAGGGACUACUAAUGGUACUGCACGCUCUUCCAAGAAAAGGCCCAUACGGUCAAGGCAAAGUACCAAAUGCAAAGCCACAGAAAGCCGAAAAAAGUGCCCACAAACAAGUUCCCUUCGAUAUCGAAAAAUACACGGCCGUCAAGGAAAUGGUACAUGAUCUUGUUUCACAGCGUGAGCAUGAAUUUGCUGAAAAGCUGGCAAGAUUACCAAAUAAUCUUCUUAGACGCUCUGGAGAUACCGAUUCUACUCUAUUGAUCCAGUCUGAUGUGGCUUCUGCGCCAAUUCUGCCAUCUCCUAGAGUAGAUGACGAGGAGAUAAAGCCGGUGACAGAUGUCCCUUAUCCCAGCCAAUGGGAAAAUGACGCCCAUCAUGAAGCACUCCCUGAGGACUUAGCGCAUCUGUUGGAUACAGGAAUUCAAAGAGGAAUUUUGGACACGUCAGAGGAUCCACUGCUUCAUUAUGAAGAAAGCUUACGGACUAAAUUCUCAAGAAAGGGCGUAUCAAGAAAAGACCAAGAAUCUCAUCUUAAUGGUCUAAAACGUCAGCAAUACAUCUGGAGAGAAGAAGCCCCAGUCUUUCGAGAAAAGGAAUACAAGUACAAUGUACCCCUCGGUGUUUCUUAUCAAAAGGUCAAUUCGUGUUAACUAUUGUCCUAUUCGUUUCCCGCCAGACAUGGAUGUUGGGGAUGGUACUAUCUUUGUGCGCAUUGAAGUUUCCGAUUCGGGAUCAAGACAUCCUAAUAUCUAUGCAACCUCUGCAAUACAUAGUGACCCAGCAGGUCGUCUUGCUUUCCUUGUGAGAUUUACUGAUUCAAAUGGGAUAGAGGUCAAGUACUAUGAAACAAACCCCAACCAGAGCCCUCUCUUUCGUGCAAACACCUUUGUUGAUAUCCUCAUUGAUGGGAAAUCAGAUGAGGAAAUUGCCCAAACACCGAGAAGAUAUUUGAAUUUUAAAAGAGGCAGUGCUCCACCGGGACUUCAGAGAUUUGAAGGCGGUGAUUACACAACUUUGCCAUCGUCUGCAUAAUGGCCAAGGAUAUCAUGUGAAAGGCAAUAAAGGCACUAGAUUACUUGAGGGACUGGUUGUACUGAGACUGGCCUGGGACUCAG